Fusarium subglutinans is the source of this 1116-nucleotide messenger RNA. Its product is annotated as chitinase. The record is from RefSeq and is a predicted model, not a curated record. The coding region runs from base 1 to 1116 and encodes 371 amino acids. The transcript has 3 exons. NCBI's taxonomy places the organism in Eukaryota, Fungi, Ascomycota, Sordariomycetes, Hypocreales, Nectriaceae.
AUGUACUUAUUAGCACUUAUUUUUGGCCUGAUUGGCAUCACAAAGGCUUCUAGUGACUAUUUUGAGCCGUUUCCCACUUGCGCCGAUUGUCUACCCGCGAGUGUUCAUGAUGCGCCUGGGAUUGGAUUCAGUCUAUCGUUAACUUCCGGGACCGCUGCUGUGCACUUCUAUAAUGGCACGGUUAAAAACAUCGCGGCUAUUCCUGCAACCCCGGAAUAUGCAGAACUUAUGAAGCGUCUAGUCAAUUCUCCUCCGCCUCCACCACUAUCCAGAUGGGAGAAGUUGCGACGAUCUGUGAACAAAAAGAUCGCAAGGCCAGCUACGCCCGAUGUUGGCAUUAUCGCCACCAUGCUUGUCUCGCUACGCGACGUGACUUCUAUCGCAGUCGCGAGUCCGUUGGAUAGAGUCGCUGUGUCGCACUCCCGAAUUCAAGGAUUGGCAGAACCCGACCUCUGGGACGCGCUCGAAUAUGCGCGUAUUCGACCGUGGGUGGCCGCUGGUCUGCCCCGUCCCAAAGUUGUACUUCCUUUGCCCGCUGCUGGCGGAUACCCAAGCCAGCUUCUCGAGUCAUAUGCUGUUUUCGCAGGCCAUGGGAAGGGUUUGUGUAAACACUACAAGAACUUCUGGCAAUGUGCGGAGGAGCAGGACAAUGUUCCCCUGGAGACAACCCUAGUCGUGGGGAUCACUCUUACCGAUUUACGUGGAGACAUUAUCAGGACCUGGUCUGCAUUUACGGAUCUCCAGCCCAGGCACGGUGACCGGGCGUUUGUAGACCUUGAACUAGGUCUCGUUGCCUCAGAGGACAACCCCGAUUUCUGGGCUCGCGUGACCGAAAGGUUGCAGGCUUUCUGUGGCACAGUUCCUGAGGGAUUCCGCCUCGACACAGUCUUGCUGACAGGAGAGAACGCAACACAUCCAGCUUUUCUUCAAGCCUUACGAAGUGCGCUCGUAGGUAGGGACAAGGCCAAAAUAUCUCAAUUCUUGGAAGAGCUCUUGAGCUCGCACUCUGUACCACAAAUCAUUCUGCCGGGAAACUUCAAGCCUCAUCCCAGAUACGAUGCAAAGAAGCUGCCCGAUCUCGACACUACGGAGCCGGUGCAGUUCAGGCAAUCCUGA